CUCCACCAAAAGUACCAUGUUACACUCUAACAAACUCAACCAAAACCAACCACCAACACGAACCAAGCAGGCGUGUGGUUUCUUUGUAAGAAACUUUUACUGUGUACAUUACUUUCUUAUCGUAACUUACGAAACAUUAUUACAUAAAGGUUUCUUCGACGGUGUGUGCAAAUGAGACUGAAAGAUAUCUCACGGAAUGGAACCUUUGCAUGGUCUCCUGCUGGCGUAAAUAAAAACCAGAGUCUACUGGCAGUAGCUCCUUUCGCCGGCAGCGGUAGUUCGAAAGAAGACGAGGAAGCUAAUCUUGAGCUUUGGGAUACAAGCUCGGAAACUCGUGCUCCUCUUGGCAAGACCAGUGUGGAAUCCAAAUUCUUCGACAUUUGCUGGGGAAAGAGUGAAUCAAACCCUUACGGCGUUAUUGCCGGUGUACAAGAAUCGGGAGUUGUCAGCUUGUGGAACCCCGAAAAUAUUCUAAACAAUGACUCUGGAAAAUGCCAGAUUGACAGUUUCUCUACUGGCGAAGGAGUCCUGCACAAGACUUUGGAUGUUAACAGACUUCAAAAUAAUCUAAUGACCACUGGUGAUGACAAAGGCGAUGUUUGGAUCUGGGACAUGAACGACUUUAAGAACCCUUUUACUCUUCCACGCCAGAAUCGUGCUUCCGAGGUGCGGACGGUCGCUUGGAACAACAAAGUUGCCCAUAUUCUUGCCUCUGGCAGCGAUUCCGAGUAUACUACCGUUUGGGACAUGAAGGCCCGACGCCAGGUGCUUACACUCUCAUACAUGGGAGCCUCCACUUUGUCGGCAGCAACUGGUGGUAUCAACUGUGUGUGCUGGCACCCUGAGAACGCUACACGUUUAGUGACAGCUAUCGAUGACAACCGGAACCCCGUCAUCCUCACUUGGGACUUGCGCCAUCCCAGUGCUCCGGAGUCAAUCCUUACAGGCCACCAGAAGUCUGUCUUGUCAAUGUCGUGGUGUGCAAGCGACCCCAGAUUCUUGCUCAGUUGUGGUAAGGAUGGUUCUAUGCUUGUUUGGGAUACUACGACGAGUGAAUGCUUGGGUAGUUUCCCUCGUUCUGGCAACUGGUUUACCAAGAGCUCCUGGUGCCCUAGCAAUCCCAAUCGUGUUGCUUCGACUUCUUUGGACGGUAAGGUUUCUAUCUUUUCUAUCCAAAGUUCCAAUAUCGAUAAAACCCAAGAAGCUAAUCUUCAACGUGCUGCCGCAAUUGAUGACAACGAGUUUUUCAACACAUUGCCUACAAUUGCUGGUUCGCAGGAGCCCAGUUUCUCGCUUAAAAUCGCACCCAAGUGGUCAAAGGUUCCCGUUGGUGGUCGCUUCGGAUUUCCCAAUGCUUUCGUUCAUUUCAACUCUACUUCCUCUGUUGUGAAGAUCAUUCCUAUUGAACCUGAUGCGAACGAGGUUGAGGCUGCUGUCGUCCAAGUGUCUGAGAAUAAGGAUCCCGCUUCUAUCGAGAAGUUCUGCGGUGAGCAAGCCGAGAAGGCUGAUUCUGAUAGCUCUGCACUCAACUGGAAGUUGUUGGGCGAGAUAAGCAAGAAGGCUCCUAGAACCCGCUUUUUGGAACUGUUGGGAUUUGACCUUUCUUUUAAGAAGACUACCGGCUCCGAAAGCGUUGAAGGCGAGAAGGAGGCAGGCGCAAAAGAUGAGAGUUCAAUUACUCCUGAGAACAAUGCAGAGAAUCUCAGUGAUGCUGACUUCUUUGGUAGUCUCGCAGCAGCAGAGCCUACCGCUGCUUCUCCUGCUGAAAGCACUUCCACGCAGGGCUCCAAAUUUUUGCCUUUCUCCUUGCCAUUCAAUAUCUAUGAUGAGGAUACAUCGUCCGAAGAAAAUGUCAUUACGAAGGCCUUCAUCGUUGGUGAUGUAAUGUCAGCAGUCAAGAAGUGUUUGGAGUUAGAACGAUUUGCCGAUGCCUUUAUGCUUGCGACUUUCGGUGACAAUGCUUGCAGAAAGCUUGUUCAAGAAACGUUUUAUGAAAAGAACAGUCGCACCUCUUCGUAUCUUCGUCUCUCUACAUCGGUUGCCGAGGGUGAUCUUAAAAAUACUGUGCGUAAUGCUGCUAUCACAGAGUGGAAGGAUGUAUUUGCUUGCAUUUGCACUUAUGCUUCAACUGAAGAGUUCCAGGAAUUGUGCAGUGAAUUAGGCAAUCGUCUUGAACAAAGCGAUAUCAGUGAUGCGGCAAACUGUGCAGCUUUCUGUUAUAUCGCCGGACAGUCACUUUCUAGCUUGGUGCGCCUUUGGCUUUCCGAGUUUAACUCGGCUACGGAAAAGAGCGAUGAAGAAAAGGAAGAUGUAUCUAUCUUCACGGUUUAUGUUCAGCAUAUUUCAGCUCUUCUUUCCAAAAUUUCGAUGUAUCGCUCACUGGUCUCUUUUAAAGACCCCGAACUUACUAAAGAUAAGGACUGGAAAUUGGCAGAUCUUUACAGAGUUUAUCUGACCUACAUUCGUAUUUUAAUUUCUAUGAACAAAUUGGAUGUUGCGAAGGAGUGCUUGGAUUUACUUCCUCCAAAAUUUGAUGGCGUUGCUGAAGAGCGUGAACGUCUGUUUGGUAAGUUGAAUGCGCCAGCUGCUGCUCCUACUGUCCCUGCUGCUGCUGUACCUAUCAACAAAUAUGCCGCUCGUCCUGCGCCUACGUCCUGGGGCUCUAUUAAACCAGCAGGUUCCAUGAUGCCUGCUGAUUAUAGCCGGCCCGUGCCUUCUGCAAUGGGUCCUCCACCUGUUGUUAGUCCUCUGGGGGUACCCGCUAAUGCUCCUCCCAAGGUUUCUCGUGGUUCAGUGGAUGUGAGUGCUUCGACUACCAUGGCUGGUUGGAAUGAUGCUCCCAUCAUCUCUAGACCGCAGGUCCGUGCUGCUCCUACGACAAGUGCAAUCGUGAGCCCAUUUCCGUCUUCUGGUGUAACUUCACCCUCGUACCUGUCACGCACAAACAGCGUGUCAAAUUUACAACCUCCUCCCAUGGGUCUUCACCAUGGCUUCCACGAGCCCGCACCAGUGCCUGCACCACCUAAGAUUGGUGAAUCUUAUCAACCUCCCAAAGCAUCGGUUCCCAAAACGACAGCAGCAGCAGCGGCCACUCCAUCUUCUCGGCCUAACCCCUAUGCCCCACAAGUUUCAAGUCCUCAGAUGAAGCCUGUCGGUGGAAAAGCUGCUGCACCUUCCUCCGUGCCCAUUCCUCCUCCUAAUCCUUAUGCUCCACAAGCUACGAUGUCUCCCGGCUUGUCUACUCCUUCUGCACAACGGCCGCCUCGUGCAAAUGUUAUUCCUCCUCCUCAAAACGUUCAACACGGUUACGCUCCUCAGCAUGCACCUUCCUUUACGCCAGCCUUUGCUCCUCCCCCUAUGGUCAAUAGUCCUCCUCAAGCUCCCCCUGCUGCAGUUGCUUCGGCCACAAAGAAGCCUAUUCCUGUUGAAUUGAAAUAUCCCGCUGGAGACAGAAGCCACAUUCCUCAAAAUUUGAUGCCUAUUUUUGAGGUUCUUAACGGGGAGAUUACUCGUAUCUCAGAGAGAGCCCCUAAACGAAUUGAAAGAGUCGUUAUUGAUACUAACAAGCGUUUGAACAUGCUGUUUGACCGUUUGAACAACGACAUGCUGCCCGAGAAUGUUACAGCAGAACUUUUGAACUUCGUUUCGGCGUUCUCAAAGGGUGAUCUUCAAGAGGCUUCAGCUAUACAUAUGAACAUGAUCACCUCUAUGAGCGAUCAUUGUGAUCACUGGAUCGUUGGCAUAGGCCGUCUUAUUACCCUCCGGAAAUCCACUCCUUAAAUUGUCACUGUUUGCGUUUUACUUUUCCCUCGGCAUUAGAACCUAUUCGUAUGAUGACAAACGAAAUGGCUGGUAGUAAUAAAUUAUGAAGCUUGUUGAGUUUUAAUAUUUA
This is a messenger RNA of Schizosaccharomyces japonicus yFS275, 3892 nucleotides long. RefSeq names its product COPII-coated vesicle component Sec31. The transcript has a single exon. Gene Ontology annotation, biological process: endoplasmic reticulum to Golgi vesicle-mediated transport. The record is from RefSeq and is a predicted model, not a curated record. Lineage: Eukaryota; Fungi; Ascomycota; Schizosaccharomycetes; Schizosaccharomycetales; Schizosaccharomycetaceae. Gene Ontology annotation, cellular component: endoplasmic reticulum membrane; ER to Golgi transport vesicle membrane. Bases 172 to 3780 code for a protein of 1202 amino acids.